Chenopodium quinoa (quinoa) is the source of this 546-nucleotide messenger RNA. RefSeq lists its product as uncharacterized. Bases 1 to 546 code for a protein of 181 amino acids. The transcript has 2 exons. Lineage: Eukaryota; Viridiplantae; Streptophyta; Magnoliopsida; Caryophyllales; Amaranthaceae. The record is from RefSeq and is a predicted model, not a curated record.
AUGGCUUCAUCUAAGUUGAGGGAGUUGAAGACCCAGUUGGAUGAUUUGUUAGAGAAAGGUUAUAUUAGGCCUAGUUCAUCACCUUGGGGAGCCCUAUGUUCAAUGGAUUUGAUGCAUAGGAUUUUCAGGCCAUACGUGGUCAAGUUUGUGGUAGUGUUUAUUGAUGAUAUUUUGGUCUAUUCAAAGAAUGAAGAAGAACAUAAGGAGCAUUUAAGACAAGUGUUAUUAUGUUUAAGGGAGCAUCAGUUGUAUUCCAAUCUGUUUAAGUGUGAGUUUUGGUUGGAGGAAGUAGCAUUUUUCGGCCAUGUGAUUUCCAAGGACGGAGUUUUAGUGGACACAAGCAAGAUUCGAGUUGUGAGUGAUUGGCUAACACCAAAGAAUAUGUCGGAUGUAAGGAGUUUCUUGGCUUUAGCAGGCUAUUAUAGAAGGUUUGUGAAGGAUUUUUCAAGGAUCUCAAAGCCCAUGACAAGUUUGAUGAAAAAGGAGCAUAAGUUUAUAUGGACUCUAGAGUGUGAGGAGGCAUUUAAGAUCUUGAAAGAAAGGUGA